AUGAUCUUUUCAUCGUCUUUUUUUCUGUUUGUUUUGAUUAGUGGCUUCAGUAGUGGAAAGGGCAUCUUUCACUUUUUCUCUGAUUGCGUUUCUGCGUACGUUGGGCCCUCCAAUAUUAUCGGCAAGGUGGGGAGGACGAGGUGUCCGCCAGCGUCCUCCCUUUUUUUACCGCAGCCCCUGCCUCUCUGUUGCUUCGCGUUGCUGAGAAUGGACGCGGCGUGGAAACAGAAUCCCCUGUUUCGGCUUCUGGCCUUUUUGGAUAUUGUUGGUUUGCAGCCCUUUUCGGCCCGGAGCAACCUCACCCGUGACGGGGAAUUCCUCGAUGUGAAGCGAUGCUUUCACACCGGCAGCGUCAUCCAAGACAUCUUGUCUAGUGGGGUUCGUGCUCUCCGUGCCAACAUCAUGCGUCUCUUCCUGGAUGAAGAGGAGCGGGUCCAAAUGUUGCGGCUAGUGGAAGACUCGGCGGCAUUCAUUAAGAGUGUAAUUGCACCGUCCUCACUUACUGCGUUCGUUGAGGCCGUGGAGAGUGAUCUGCCAGCGUGGGCCCUUUUGCGUAUUAAAGAGACGUUUGGUCUAACGGACAGCGCCACGACGGUGUCGGAGCAGUUUCUUAUCGAUGCUCUUGAUCAUUGGAUGAGUCAAAGAACUCCGAGGGAAAAUGAUGCUCUGGUGCUGGCAUGUGGGGUGCAGCCGGCAUUGCUGGAGUCUGCGCGUGCCAGAGGGGAUGAACUUCCACAUGCCGUUGAGGACUUCAUCAUCGACGUUGUGUUUCCACCUCCGUCUUCGGAUGAGGGGGAGAAGAAGGGGAAGGACAGGGUGCUUGAUUGGCUGAUCGCCUCCUACGAAAAGUGUUAUGAGGCGAUUGAUGUUGACGAGGAGGAAGAGGAGGCGGGAGAGGACACGUCCUCGGGCGAAUCUCCCGAAAAGAAGAUGCGGCUGGCAGAAGACGGGAGGGAACUUCUCACGGCGGAGAAUCUUGACUGGUUUAUGCGUGAGCGGCCCUCGGCCGUUCCGAGGGCAGUCCUGCGUGAGCGGCGAAGGCCCCUCGACGACCCUGCAAUCACGGUGUUUGAGCUGCAAAACCACUACACCGCGAAUGAGCUCUCGGUUUUUGUAAAGAAGGAAUUGGGGAGACGGCAAAGACUAAAGAAGGCGGAUUGUGUCCGUGCCAUUCUUAAGUAUCACAAGCCAAAAACAGAGACAUUGCGCCGUGAAGAGGCAAAGGAAUUGCUUCCCAAAAACAACAGCAAGAAAUGUUGA
Trypanosoma cruzi is the source of this 1260-nucleotide messenger RNA. RefSeq lists its product as uncharacterized. The transcript has a single exon. The record is from RefSeq and is a predicted model, not a curated record. Lineage: Eukaryota; Euglenozoa; Kinetoplastea; Trypanosomatida; Trypanosomatidae. The coding region runs from base 1 to 1260 and encodes 419 amino acids.